This is a messenger RNA of Bubalus bubalis (water buffalo), 1865 nucleotides long. It is a transcript of the gene DDX47, whose product is annotated as DEAD-box helicase 47. Gene Ontology annotation, molecular function: nucleic acid binding; ATP binding; RNA helicase activity. The record is from RefSeq and is a predicted model, not a curated record. NCBI's taxonomy places the organism in Eukaryota, Metazoa, Chordata, Mammalia, Artiodactyla, Bovidae. Bases 66 to 1439 code for a protein of 457 amino acids. The transcript is spliced from 12 exons.
AGAGCUAAAACUACGUUUCCCAGAAUCCUGUGUCCGCCGACCCACUUCCGGAGUUCGCGGACGGCAUGGCGGCGUCCGUGGAGCACGAUUCUGCGGAAAGCAUGGAGGCGCCCCAGACGGCGGUGGGGGUGGAAGAAACGAAAACAUUUAAAGACCUGGGUGUAACAGAUGUGUUGUGUGAAGCUUGUGACCAGUUGGGAUGGACAAAGCCCACAAAGAUCCAGAUUGAAGCUAUUCCUUUGGCCUUACAAGGUCGUGAUAUCAUCGGGCUGGCAGAAACCGGCUCUGGGAAAACCGGCGCCUUUGCUCUGCCCAUUCUCAACGCAUUGUUGGAGACGCCCCAGCGUCUCUUUGCCUUAGUUCUCACCCCCACUCGGGAGCUGGCCUUUCAGAUCUCAGAGCAGUUUGAAGCCCUGGGGUCUUCGAUUGGGGUGCAGUGUGCUGUCAUUGUAGGUGGAAUUGAUUCAAUGUCCCAAUCUCUGGCCCUGGCCAAAAAACCACAUAUAGUGAUAGCAACUCCUGGCCGACUGAUUGACCACUUGGAAAAUACGAAAGGUUUCAACUUAAGAGCCCUCAAGUACUUGGUCAUGGAUGAAGCAGACCGAAUCUUGAAUAUGGAUUUUGAGACAGAGGUUGACAAGAUCCUCAAAGUGAUUCCCCGAGAUCGGAAAACAUUCCUCUUCUCUGCCACGAUGACCAAGAAGGUGCAAAAACUUCAGCGAGCGGCACUGAAGAACCCUGUGAAAUGCGCUGUCUCCUCCAAGUACCAGACGGUUGAGAAGUUGCAGCAAUAUUAUCUUUUUAUUCCUUCCAAGUUCAAGGAUACCUACCUGGUUUAUAUUCUGAACGAAUUGGCUGGGAACUCCUUUAUGAUAUUCUGCAGCACCUGUAACAACACUCAGAGGACAGCUCUGCUACUCCGAAACCUUGGAUUCACUGCCAUUCCCCUCCACGGACAGAUGAGUCAGAGCAAGCGCCUGGGAUCCCUUAAUAAAUUUAAGGCGAAGGCUCGUUCCAUUCUUCUAGCAACUGAUGUUGCAAGCCGCGGCUUGGACAUACCCCAUGUGGAUGUAGUGGUUAACUUUGACAUUCCUACCCAUUCCAAGGAUUACAUCCAUCGAGUAGGUCGGACGGCUCGAGCUGGGCGCUCUGGAAAGGCUAUUACCUUUGUCACACAGUACGACGUGGAGCUCUUCCAGCGCAUAGAGCACUUGAUUGGGAAGAAACUGCCUGUCUUUCCAACCCAGGACGACGAAGUCAUGAUGCUGACAGAACGCGUGACCGAGGCCCAGAGGUUUGCCCGAAUGGAGUUAAGGGAGCACGGAGAGAAGAAGAAGCGCUCACGGGAGGAUGCUGGGGACAAUGAUGACACGGAGGGUGCGAUCGGUGUCAGGAACAAGGUGGCUGGAGGAAAAAUGAAGAAACGGAAAGGCCAUUAAUGUCUUUUAUAAAGACUUGAUUUCUGCCUUCUGUUCUGUGGAGAGGAUUGAAGGAGAGAACGGGACCUCUUCCUCAGGCCAGUCUGUCAGCAUGUGUCCAGACGGCCCGGCUCCUCCAGUACUGGGCCCCCGUCCGUGUGUUCGAGCAUUGUUGCUGUGGGACGUUGUCACAGAGCUGAUGUCGAGACUCGGACUGGCUUUCCACUGUGGUUACUUGUUCCUGACAUGAGGAGCACGUGCUCUCCUGUCCCUUCACACAGACCUGUGCUUUUUUCAGCUGCAAAUCAAGGACUGGGCUAAUGAAGCCCUCAGCUUGUAAUUGUGAAGGAAAGGGAUGUUUAUAUCUAAAAACUGGUACUUAAGCAGUCUCAGCUUGUGUUUCAUGACUCUGAAUGGGAAAUAAAUUUAAAUAUUAUUAUAAAAAAA